AUGGCAUUUUAUGGAAAAGUUGUCAUAAUUACGGGAGCUUCUUCAGGCAUUGGAGCUGCAACUGCCUUAAAUUUCGCUAAAGAAGCAGCAACUUUGGUAUUAACAGCUCGAUCUUUGCCGAAUCUCGAAAAAACACGCGACAAUUGUUUGUCUCUCGGAGUGAAAAAUCUUCCAACGCCUUUGAUUAUCACAGCAGAUCUCACAAAAGAAGCAGAUAUUGAGGAAAUUGUAAAGCAAACUACUUCAAAAUUUGGUAAAAUUGACAUUUUAGUCAAUAAUGCCGGCGCGAACAAAUAUCACACAAUCGAAAAUGUCACCAUGGAAGCUUUUGACUUUGUAAUUCGAACAAAUUUGCGUUCCGUAUAUUAUUUGACGACAUUAUCAAUUCCCUAUUUGGCGAAAACUGAAGGAUGCAUCGUUAAUGUCUCGAGUAUCACGUGUUAUCGACCAAAUGCAAACACUUAUUGUGCAAGUAAAGGAGCUUUGGAUCAAUUUACGAGAGUUUCCGCUGUCGAAUUGGGUCCAAAAAAGAUUCGAAUCAAUACCGUAAGUCCCGGAUUGGUCAAUGGAACGUUUCAGAAGAAAUGCGGCAUGGCAGAUGAUCAAUAUGAAAAAAUGUUGAAUGAUGCGAAGAGUAGUUAUCCAUUGGGAAGACCUGCUGAACCUGAAGAUAUCGCAAAUGCAAUUUGCUUUUUGGCAUCGGAAAAGGCAAAAUACAUCACGGGAGUUAUUUUACCUGUAGACGGAGGAAAAAGCUGCGUUUAA
Molecule: messenger RNA, 765 nt
Organism: Culicoides brevitarsis
Lineage: Eukaryota; Metazoa; Arthropoda; Insecta; Diptera; Ceratopogonidae
Product: 3-oxoacyl-[acyl-carrier-protein] reductase FabG-like
Exons: 1
Coding region: 1-765 (254 amino acids)
Source: RefSeq, a predicted model, not a curated record